Molecule: messenger RNA, 1770 nt
Organism: Fusarium vanettenii 77-13-4
Lineage: Eukaryota; Fungi; Ascomycota; Sordariomycetes; Hypocreales; Nectriaceae
Exons: 5
Coding region: 1-1770 (589 amino acids)
Source: RefSeq, a predicted model, not a curated record
AUGACCUCGGAAAACCCCGACAAAGAUUCACCAUUGGAGGAAACUUCCAAGGCCCCUUGGCCAGACCAAGUCCAGGGUUUCCCCGCUGAAAGUGCCACUCUUUCCCGUUUACGACGACGACGCUGGAUGCCAGGUUUCCCCGCUAGGAGAGCCCCUCGUUUCCCUUUCCUCCAACGCUGGAUGCGAUCCUCUCUUAGAGGGCCCUCUAAGGACCAAGAGUCCCAAUAUCAAGCACAAGGGCUUCUAGAUGCCCAAGCGGACGAGAGUGCCAGAGAUUUUCUUCAUUUUGAAACUGCGCCACCCAGCGUUGCCAGGGUCUUCGAAGACAUUGAAGACAGGAUCAGCGAAUUUCAGACCCAGCAAUCCAAGAGACAGACAACCGACAAGGCAGUUGAGGAUGAGGCCCUCGAAUACACCAGAUUUCUAUUCGAUGAAGACGAAAAGCGCAAACAGCUCGACAUGGCUCAAGAUGAGUCCAUCGGUCACCCUGCCAAGACGGCGCGCAUUGCCUCGACCGACCUGGAUCAAGUGAUUACAAAACCAAGCCCGGAUUCGACCAGCCAACCGAAAUCAUCCGAUCCCUACGACCCUCAAACGUCAUUUGCUCUCCAGCUCAGAGAACUUGUCAAGGAGUAUUCUGAACGUAUGGGACACUCAGAUGACUUACAACAGAUCCAAGAUGUGGCAUCAGAGAUUUUAUACUCUCGCCCAAGCAGGAUCAAGGUUUUGAGCGAGGCAACGAGCUCUGGAUCUCGGGUUAAAUUUUUGAGUCGUUUGCGUUCUUUUUGCUUGUUUUAUUUCAUGAUUUGUCUGUUAAUAAUUCUCGUCGUUCGAUGUCCAUGGCCAGUGGCCAUUUUUACUUUUCUCGUUCCUCUUUCAGUAUUCACAGAGGUGGUUUUAUCUGUUCCCAUGCUUCUUGGACUUUUGCUCUACUAUGACACCAUUAUCGGGUUUCUUAAGAACAAGAUGGUUUUCUUGACCUGGAAAUGUGUCUGCCAGGACACGCGUAUAGCAGCUGUCCCUAAGUCGUUCGCCCAACGUCUGGUGGAAAUUCGAGAAACAACCUUGGCUGUAUCGCCAACAUCAACCCCUCCAGCAUCGGCCGCUCUUAGUUCCUUCUCCAUACCUACCAGCUCUCUAGGCUACCAGAACAAUCUGCAGGCCCAGUCUAACGGCGGCUUCCAGCCUUUCUACCAACAAGGUCCAGUACCGACGCGAAAGAAUGCCGCCUUGACCGAUACCGUUCCCGCUGCCAUAUCUAUUCCAGUGACGUGCAGAUAUGUUCUCUUCAUGGUUGACAAGGAUGGACUUUGUCUUCGCACAAUCGAAUCUCAGUCGCUGUCUAACGAGCAGCUCUUUGACAGAAUGCAGCUGGAAUACCGCACGUUGAAAGGACCCAUGGACAACGAACCGCCGAUUUCCAAGCACGAGUUUUACGACCGCUUCUACAAAAGAAUCACGCCUGAGCAGCUCAGGGCAGUUCAUGGCAGGUUUUACAAUGACCAUGACGCCGUUGAUCGGAUCCCUCAGAAAAAGGGUCUCAACGACAUCGUCGCCAACGGUCGGCCACAGUUUUGGGGGAUCAUCGCCCGGGAGAAGAAGUCUGGCAGGAGGAUGCUCAUCUACAUCCUCAUUUCUUCCUUACCUGGCUUCAUAUUUUUCUUCUUGUGGUUGUUUGUUUUGGACAAGGAUAGUUUGCAAGAUGCCUCAACUUUGCUCUUGAUUUCUUUCACGUUGCUCGGUAUCCUCUACGCGGCACAACUGCUUUAG